GCUCCUCCCAGGGAGGAAGCGUCCCUUUGCCCUCCCAGGGCCCGCGCAGGAAGCUGCAAUCUGGGCUGCGGGUGGCGAGCUGUGCCGGGCUGAAGCGCCGCCUCUCUCCCGGACGAGAGCCCUGGGCGGGAGGCUGCCCGCGUUUUCUUGCGGGUACCAUUGGUAUUUUAUGGUGUGGUUGUGCCGUCCAAAGACCUAGCAGGGCUUUAUGACAAAGGGCUGAUGGAGCGCAACAGGGAUGACGUGCAAGAGAACUACUAGAAUCUCGUCUCACUAGGUUUUCCAAUUCGUAAAUGUGGCAUGGCCUCCCAAAUGGAACAAGGCAAAGAACUAUCUGACACACGUCACCAGACUCUCAAGGAAACGGAGCUCUUGAAAUACACUCACACAGGAGAUCACAGUGGAGAGGAGGAGAUUCCGCAGCAGGAAGAUUCUGCAAGCAUGGAACUGCAGCGGGUGUUUUCAGUGAGAUCCGGAGGAGACAUAUCCCAGGGUCCUGACCUGGGAAAAGCUCAUGUGAGUCAGCACAACUCAGCAAUGCCACAGAGAGAGGACCCUUCAGAGAGGAAACAAAUUGAAUCCACUCAUGGCAAACGAGACCUCCAGGAGCAAGGAGAGGACGUUGUCCCCCGACGAACACCCCGAUCAGAGAGACCAACCAUAUGUUCUGAAUGCGGGAAGGGCUUCAGUCGAAGCAUACACCUGAUCCAGCAUCAGAGAAUGCACACGGGGGAGAGACCCUUCAAAUGCACGGAAUGCGGGAAAGGCUUCAGCCAGAGCUCACACCUUAUUCAGCACCGGAGAAUCCACACGGGCCAGAAGCCCUACACAUGUCACGAGUGUGGGAAGAGCUUCAGCCAGAGCUCCAACCUUAUUAAACACCAGAGGAUCCACACAGGGCACAAGCCCUAUGUAUGCACUGAGUGUGGGAAGAUCUUCAGUGAUAGCUCCACAUGUAUAAAACACCAGAGAAUGCACACGGGAGAGAAGCCAUACAAAUGUCCCGAGUGUGGCAAAAAUUUUAGCCAGCGCUCGCACCUCAUCCAGCACCAGAGGAUCCACAACGGCGUCAAGCCCUACACGUGCAUGGAGUGUGGGAAGAGCUUUGGCCAGAGCUCCGAUCUGAUCAACCACAGCAGGACCCACACCGGGGAGAAACCCUACAAAUGCACUGAGUGUGGGAAGUGCUUCAGUGGGAAUUCCAAUCUGAUCAAACACCAGCGGAUCCACACAGGAGAGAAUCCCUACCACUGCGCUCAAUCUUACAAAUGUGCUGAGUGUGGGAAGAGCUUACUCCAGAGUCCCGACCUCAUUCUGCAUCAGAGAACCUACACAGGAGAGAGACCCUACAGAUGCAUGGAGUGUGGGAAGAGCUUCAGUGUCUGCUCCAAGCUUAUUAACUACCAGAGAAUCCAUGUGGGGGAGAGACCCUAUAGCUGUACAGAGUGUGGGAAGAGCUUUGGCCGGAGUGCAGAUCUUAUUAAACAUCAGAGGACCCACACUGGGGAGAGACCCUAUAAAUGCACUCAGUGCAGGAAGAGCUUCAACCAGGGCUCAGACCUGGUGAAACAUCAGCGGAUCCACACAGAAGAGAAGCCCUAUCAGUGUGCUGAGUGCAGGAAAUGUUUCCGGCAGAACUCGGACCUGGUCAAACACCAGAGGACUCACACGGGAGAGAAGCCCUAUAAAUGUAUCCAGAGUGGGAAAGGGUUCGUCAUCAGCUCCAUCCUCACCACCCACCAGCGAGUGCACACCGGAGAGAGACCCUACCAAUGCCCCAGCUACAGGAGAAGUAUCAGAGAGCACUCUGGACAGAUUGGCCACCGGGCAGAGAAGUCCUACCAGUGUGCUGAGUGCUGGAAAACCUUCGCUCAGACCUCGACCCUGGUUAGACACCAGAUCACCCACACGGGAGAGAGACUCUACAAAUGUCCAGACUGUGGGAAGGGCUUCAGUCGCAGCUUCAACCUCCUCCAGCACCACAGGGGAGAGACUCUACUGCUGCACCAUCUGUGGGAAGAGCUUUGGGAUGAGCUUGCACCUCAUCAAGCAUCGGAAAACCCAUACUGGAGAGAGACCCUACCAGUGUGCUGACUGUGGGCAGUGCUUCAUCCAGUGCUCCAACCUCCACAGUCACCAGAGGAGCCACAGCGGGGAGAAGCCCUACAGCUGUGCCGAGUGUGGGAAGGGAUUCAGUCGGAACGCCACCCUUCACAGCCACCAGAGCAUCCACCGGGGAGAGAAACCUUCCCAGUGCACCCAAUGCAGGGAGAGCUUCCGAUACCAGCCACAAUUCAGACAGCACCAGAGACUGCAUGCCACAUAGCAAUCGGCGGCUGGGCACAGAGCCUUGCAGGACUGGGGGUGGGGCAGUGCUGGGCAGCGGAGUAAGGGUGUGUGUGGAAAGGAGAUGAACUAGUCAGGAAUCAACGAGCUGGCAGGCACCAGAACAGGAGGGAAUUAGGCAAUGGGAGGAGCGAUCAUCUGGAGGCUGUGGGGAGGGAUGAGAUUAAAUGGAGUCACAUGGUGCAGCUGAGAUGUGUAGACCCAGAUUUCCCCAAAUUACCUUGAAUUUUGAGUGCCCAGUUCGAGACACCCAGAAGAUGAUUUUCAGAGGUACUGGACCCUAGCAACUGCAAGUCAAUGGGAGCUGCAGGAGUUCAGCACCUCUGAAACUCAGACACCGGGUGUCACAGGUUAGGCAUCCAGUAUUAGAAGAGAACGCUUUUGAAAAUGUCUGCUUUGAUAAAUGUGCUUGCAAGUCUCAGUGGUUAACCUGACAUAGAAAUGUGUUCCCUGCACUUGACCCAGGACUUAACACCAAGCUUUCAAAGGAGGACUCUGGUUUGAUCAGAAGAUCCUGCCUGCUUGAGCUUUGUCUACCCUAUAGAAAUUUGGCAUCCUUGCCACUCUUUGGAUCCCCCAGCACUCCUGUAGCACACCAUGCCUUCACAAACAAAAUUGCUCCCAACAGUUCACAAGCUCAGUUCACACAGACAUUUGGAUUGCACUUGACCUGAGCAAGGCUAAUGCCAUGGCAUCUGCCACUGUCCCACUCUCCAUCAAUACAGUGCAAGUGUAGGCAGCAAGUACCAGUGUAAUAGCCUCCACAAUGCUCACUGCCCUCUGCUCCUCUCCCACAUUGCACCAGUCAUUGAUCAGGCAGUCUGUUCAGCCUAGUUUCUGUACUCUGCUGGCUCAGGUCAAACUCCCUGAAGCCCCUUACCUGUCCAAAGAGUCCUGCACACACCCAAGAUCUCAUUGCACAUGGUUUCUCAUCCCUAUCCCUUCUUUGUGAUUGCUGUGUUAGCAAGCCAAUUUCAGAGCAGAGCUCAAGAAGACACCACCACAUGAAAGGACCCUCCAGGGAAACUAUUGGAAGCUUUAUAUUGAACACAAACUCCCACUGAAGCCUUUUCCUUAAAUGACAAGUUUACACAGCCAGUCCUUGCUUUACAGAAGCUGCAUUUAAGUAUAGUCUUUCUACACCUCCCUAGAGAAACAGCAUGACCCAAUGGUUAAAACACAGACUUGGGAGCCAGGGUCUGCCACUGAUUUGCUAUGUGGCCUUGGGAAGCUCACUUCAAUUCUGGGCCUCAGUUUCCCCAUCUGUUAAAUGGGGUUAAUAUUGACCUACCUCUCAAUGUGUUGUGCAAAUUAAUUCAUUUUUUGAAAAGCACUUUUGAGCUCCUCAGAUGGAAGGUGCUGUGGACAAACAAGGUAUUAUAAUGGACAUUCAUUUGCAUCCUGUGUGGAAGGCACUGCUGAUUAGCCCAGCAGUCCCCUCAGGGCUGGUAGGCUUUAUUAAAAAAAUAAAAGUAAAGAACUUUGCUGUAUGCCAGAAGUGAGUCUCCAAGGGCAGAGGGGACAGUAUGGGUAAAGGCAGGUCAGGGGAGAGUGGAAGUGCAAAUGACAAGGAGCGUGUGCAUCUGAGGAUACGUCAGACCCUGUUGCUCCAUUUUUGGCGAGCUACACAGGACUCUCUUUCUCUUGCUUCUGCAGCUAGGAUUGGGACCCCAAGGUGAGGCAUUUAGGGAAAUUCCUUUACAGGUGACCUGCAAAGGAAAAUAAUUGGACUUGUGCCUUCUUUUGCUUCUCUGUGAUGGAGGAAGGAGCCCCCCAAAGAAGCAUUUUUACAUUAAAAAUUCAUGUCUUGUCUAUCCUGCAAGUCUCUAUCGUGACUGAAGGGCUGAUGCAUUAAUUAUUUAUAUCCAGUCUAAAGUACCUACUACCCUAGUGAUUAGAGCACUGACCUGGGAGAUCUGUGUUCAAGUCCCUGCUCCAAAUCAGGCAGAGUCAGGAUUUGAAUACAGCUCUCCAGCAUCCCAGCUAUUCUAGACACACACACCAUCUCUCUCUGUCUCUCACUCCUGGCUGACUUCUGUGUGAGGCCCAAUGCAGUAGGUGUGCUCUGAGAAAGCCUCCUGGGUCAGCCCCAGGGGUAAGACAGGUAGGGGAAUGCUUCGUUUGAGAAUCCUGAGCUAGGGCUCCAAGCAGCUCAUGAGCUAUGGAGCAGCAUCAGGACUUAGGUGGCUUUGCGCAUGCCGCUGGCACAAACAUAGGUGCCUAAAGGAUAGGGUGGUAGCUCAGUGGCAGUUCUGAGGGUGCAACUAAUGCCUUAAUGUUGGACUUAGGUGCCUAAAGAAGUAGUUAGGCACCUAAGUAUUUUGUGAAUCUAGCCCUUACUGUGUUAAUGACCAGAACUCAGCAGAUCAGGAAGCCUCCAGUCAGACUAAAUUUAUAGAAGAAAAACUAUAGCUAUAUUUUAUUUUAUUGUUCAUGGGACUUUUUUUUUUUUUUAAUCUUUAGUGAAACCUGCAAUUUCAGAGCAGGGGAAGGAGAGUGAUGUAGAAUAUAUGAUGCACACCAAAAGAUUAGUCAGCUCUCAGGAAUGAUUACAGCUGUAACAGUAAGGCUGCUACUCUGAAACCAGUAAGUACUUGGAGUCGGUGGAUACUAAAUCCUGAUAUGAAUAUACCCAUUGUAAUGCUGGCCCAGGUUAAAGUGAGUGGAGCCAGGAAAGAAAGUGUAGUCUCUUACCAACCCUAUGGUGUGGUGUGUCACGUGUUUAUUACAACAAUAUUCUUCUCUUGAGAUUAUUAGUGAGCUGAUGCCAGUUCUCAUGAUGCAAUGCUGCUAUCUUGUGUUUCCUUGGAUGUGCGCGUUGUGCUCAGCGUCCUGGUACAGCGUUCUGGGGUGGAGUCCUGGAAAAAGCCAGUAAUUUGAAUUGAAUUUAGCUCUUCAUAAACAGCAGUGAUUUUCUUUUCAUUCGCUCCACUCUCUCAUUAACAGCUGCCCUCUCUCAUUAAGGAACACAGAGUACCCAAUAUUUUGACCACAUUUCAUUUUGUUACUCCCAUUAAUUGGGACAGUCUUAAUCUUGAAUUCAUCUUAAUUGGGAUAUUUAACAGGGAACCUAAUUAAACUGAGUUGGCAGUGACUGGUGCUUAUUUGACUGCCUGCAGGUGAAGUGAUUCUUCUAGAAUAUAAGGAUAUCAUACCCUUCUGAUGCUCAGGGAUUGGAUUGUGUUUCCCCUCCAAAGACUUCUGCUGUUUGGUUUAACAACCCAGACUGCCUUAAUAGCCAUCCCUGCCCUGGCCUUUUCAAACAUUCUGUAAAGUUAGUUCUCUUCAGGCUUCUGAUAGAAAUGAUGUGGCCUUACACUUCUCUAGCUUAGUUGCAAUUUAACUCCUUUUAAGCCACUUGUCCUUGGCAGCUCAAUGUAACUCCUAAUUCUUAAGUAAACCAACAGGUUUGACACAAACUGGACAAUCACUGCAAGUACAAAAUCGCACUCUCUCUUGAUUACGAAGCUGUACUAAAUCAGAAUGAUAGGCUGUCUGGAGCUUCUGGAUUAUAAAGAUUCUGCUGCACGAGCAUUUAUUUUACAACUGUUUACAAAGACCAGGCUAAAUCACAUAGCCUCAAAAACAGUGAAAAUAAAUAUAUUUAGAUGUAAGUAGGGCUAAAUUUUCAGUGGUUUUGAGCACCCACACCUGCCAGUGGUUUCAUCUGGAAAUGUGGGUGUUUGGCACUUCAAAAACAUCAAGCCCAGGGCCUCAAUCCUGCAAACAACAUGCAUGUUUUCAAUAGACUACUGUGGGUAGUCCCAGGAGUCGAAUCAAACACAUGCAUAAAUUUCUGGAGAAUCUGGGCAUAAGAAUUUAUUCCUAGAACAUAAUUACUCCGGCCUAAAUCUUCCUACAAGAGCAUAGACCAUUUUGUUUAUUUAGGGAGAUAGAGUUAAACAAUAAUAAAAUGACAGCCAUUGACUAUAGGUUU
This is a messenger RNA of Dermochelys coriacea (leatherback sea turtle), 6283 nucleotides long. Its product is annotated as zinc finger protein 883-like. Bases 301 to 2094 code for a protein of 597 amino acids. Gene Ontology annotation, biological process: regulation of transcription by RNA polymerase II. The transcript is spliced from 6 exons. Lineage: Eukaryota; Metazoa; Chordata; Testudines; Dermochelyidae. The record is from RefSeq and is a predicted model, not a curated record. Gene Ontology annotation, molecular function: RNA polymerase II cis-regulatory region sequence-specific DNA binding; DNA-binding transcription factor activity, RNA polymerase II-specific.